UUCACUUUCUCUCUCCUUUACCUUUCCUUUUCCCUUACCUCUGCAUACCCAGAUCUGGGUCUCUCUCAAACUUCAUCUUCUUCCUCUUUUCCUUCUUCCUUUCCCUGCUCAUCCUUCUUCUUUCUUCUUCUUUUUCUUUCUUUCUCUCUCUCUUCUACCUUCUUCUUUCUCUCUCAAACCCAAAUAUGGGUUUUUCUCAAAGAAUUUGUACAGAUCGAGGAUUUUCGGUAGCAGCUUGGAUGUCCCCCAAUUUGUACAGGGUCAAGGAUUCAAUUUCAUGUUGAAUCCCUUUGGAAGAUAUAAAAGGAGGGUAAUCUGAUGAAUCUGAGAAUUUUUGGAGUUGAGGCGGUGGCAGUGGUGGCCCAGGUUCAAGCGGUGGCAGUGGUGGCCUGGGUUCAAGCGGUGGCUUCGAUUUCUGAGAACGACGUUUGUUGGAAGUAAAAUAGAAACCUAAAGAGAUUGAGAAGGAGGAGCAAGCUGGCUGCCACAACGACACCCACGAACACCCAUUUUUUGGAAGAUUUAGAACAAUCUGUCGUCCGUUGUAUUUUUCCUCCCCUAUAUGAAUUGUCGGUUGGGUUUUAGUCUCCGUUUGUCUCUCUCCCUUGUCCCCGUUGCACCACACUUCGUAAAGAUUUCCCGUAAUUUUCGGCUUUGUUCCGUUAGGAAUGGCGUUCGUCUCGUUCGUCAGGAGAGUUCUUUUCACUUUGGUCUUCAUCUUUUCUGGUUGGCAAGAGUGAGCUUCAAUCCAGAUCUGCACUUCCUCUUUUGUUUUUUGUUUGAAAUUUUUGUACGUUUGGUUGCUGAGACAAAAAAGAGUGAGAAAAUUUGCUUUGUUGAGUUGGAUCUUUUGAGUUGUAGAUUUGGUAUUUGUUAGUUAACUUAAUCGAUUUUUGAAUCUCGAGUUUAUUUGAACUAUCAAGUGGUCCAUCCUCCAUGUUAUUUCAUUUUUUUCUGGCUAUUUUCUGUUUUCUUUUAAGGUCUUGUUUGGUUGCUGAGAAAAAGGUGAGAAAAUUUUGCUGCACAUUUUCUUGCUUUCAUAGCUCAGAUUCAAAAAGGUUAUGAAGAAAGUUUGAAGGUGCUGGGAGCUGAAAAGCUGGAGAAUGAAGAUUGAGAAAGCGGUCGCAACUCGCUCCUUUUCAAAUUGAAAUUGUCAUUUACAUAAGGAAAUUGAUGGGUUUUUGGGCUUUCAUUAUCCUUAUUAUUUUAGUUUGUUGGUGAUGAUUGCCGAUGGGUCUUUAGAGGCUCCAGUGUAUUUGUGUGUGGUGUUUGUGAAAAAAAUGUAGGAGCGGUAUGUUAAUGAAUAAAUUUGUUAGUU
This is a messenger RNA of Rubroshorea leprosula, 1318 nucleotides long. The record is from the annotation of a GenBank genome assembly. Lineage: Eukaryota; Viridiplantae; Streptophyta; Magnoliopsida; Malvales; Dipterocarpaceae.